Zea mays is the source of this 303-nucleotide messenger RNA. The record is from the annotation of a RefSeq genome assembly. NCBI's taxonomy places the organism in Eukaryota, Viridiplantae, Streptophyta, Magnoliopsida, Poales, Poaceae.
AUGCUAAAGAAGGUGCAAGAAAAGCUUAUGCUGGUGCAAGAACUUACCCUCUCUACGAAAGAGACCUUGCCACAGCCCACUUCCUCGGACGAGUUAUAUUCCUUUUUUGCUAUUACCCCACUCUCUGCUUCUUCUAUAUCUGAUGAUACCUUAGCCGAGGACGAAAACGACUACGACGAAGAAAAACGAAUGAAGGCCGAUUUCCUUUUCCCGGUGGUGGGUACCUCGACUCCAAUAACAAAAGAAGAACAGUCUCCCGUACUGCCAAUCUACACUACACGAAGAAGGGAGGAAAGCCGUUGA